Pelodiscus sinensis (Chinese soft-shelled turtle) is the source of this 1620-nucleotide messenger RNA. The record is from RefSeq and is a predicted model, not a curated record. NCBI's taxonomy places the organism in Eukaryota, Metazoa, Chordata, Testudines, Trionychidae.
UAGGAAGUCAGUCUGUCUGGAGGAUUUCACAGCCCCUGUCACUCUGGAGUGUGGGCACAAUUCCUGCCAGGCCCCCCUCAGCCCUCAGGGCAGAGACACUGAGCAGCAGGGACCCCUCCAGUCUAACAGGGGGCUGGCAAACGUGAUCGAACUAGCCAAGCGGCUGAGUUUCCAGGCUCCCACGGUGCUGCCCAUAAAGGAAGGUGCCCAGGAGUACAAGGAAAAAUUGGAGGCCCACUUGAAGAGUCUGAGGAAAGAGAGAGAAAAGCUGCUGGGAUGGAAAGUGACAGCAGAGGGGAAAAGCCAGGAGUGUCUGAAAGAGGCACAAACCAAGAGAUUGAAGAUUGUGGCCGAGUUUCAGCAGCUGCGGCAGUUCCUGGAGGAACAAGAGCGACUCCUGCUGGCCCAGCUGGAGAAGCUGGACGAGGAGAUUAGGAGGCUCCAGACUGACACUGUUGGGAAACUCUCCACACAGAUUUCUUGUCUCAGCAAGCGGAUCAGUGAGCUGGAGGGGACAUGUCAGAAGCCAGCGAGUGAAUUCCUGCAGGAUGUCAGAAACAGCUUGAGCAGGUGUGAGACGGGGCAGUUCCAGCCGCCAGAGGUGAGUUCCCCAGAACUGGAAGAACAAGUCAAUGCUUUCUCCCAGAAAACAAUUGUGCUGUCAGAGACUCUGAGGGGAUUCAAAGACACUCUCCCCUCUGCACUGGAGAGACCAAGAGGAAAAUCCCUGUGAGUUUUCAGGAGAUUCUUUAAAUCAGAAAAUUCCAGUGAAAACAUCUUCAUGGGCUUGUCAUUAAAGUUACCAACCAAACCCAGCGACCAUGGUGCACACAGCCCUAAAUCUCAGCCACUGAUCAGUGAGGACCCCCACAGGGCACUUCAUGGGGACCUGCAGACACUUGAGAAACACUGAUCUACAAGGUGUGAUGCUAAAGGGAUGAAGUUAAAGCACACAAGGGGCGGCACCUUCAGGCUCAGAUUUCACUGCUCAGUUUCAAUAUGGGGUUGGUUUCAAACAAAUAGGCUGAAAGGCUGAGAGCUGACUGGCUUCCACGGUAUCAGUUUGUUCAUGGUGAGAAACUGCUGGAUACGCAAGGGCUCUUCGUUCUAGUGCAGGCCUGAGCAAAAUACAGCCCAUGGGCCGCAUCCAGGUCGCCAGGCCAUUUGAUCCGGCCCACUGAUGUUUGGCUAGCAAUGGGCUACUUCCCACCUCCAAGCCACUCAGAAAGCAAAGGUGAUCCCGGAGGUGAAGGGGGAAGGCUACAGGCACUGCUUCCACCCCCAGGACAAUCUCAUUGGCUGGUUUCUGGCCAGAAAGGAAGCACCUUGCCCCCUCCCCUUCGGCUCAUAGUUAUUCACACACCCACAUGACUCUGCAGCCUGUGUGAGGGUUGGGCAGGCACCUACCCUGCCUCAGGAGGUGCUUGGCUGAUGGCCGGGAGUCACUCAGGUAAGUCUCCUGGCCACAGCUUGCCUCUGGCACCCCAACCUAAUCCUCUGCCCCCCACUCCUGCCCCCCACUCCACAUACCCAAACUCUUUGUUCUCUUCCUGCAUCUGUGGGGGAAAUCUCGCUCCCCUGGGGUACAGAGCCCCCAGAAGGGUCUGAGGCUGGAGGUCA